AUGCAUCCGACACUACGGCUGUUGUCGAAACUUGCACUCAAGGGCAAACUCAAGAAGCCGUUAUUGCUGACCAAGGCAAAAUCCGUACAUCCCGUCACUCCGGCAAGAACCCGUUUUGCGCCGUCUCCCACCGGUUUUCUCCAUUUGGGCUCACUCCGAACAGCACUUUAUAACUAUCUAUUAGCAAAGAGCACCAAUGGCCAGUUCCUAUUGAGAUUAGAGGAUACAGACCAAACAAGAUUGGUUCCUGGUGCGGAAGAAGACAUUUAUAAGUCGCUUGAAUGGUGUGGAUUACAUCCAGAUGAGUCUCCAGUGGUUGGAGGACCAUACCAGCCUUAUCGUCAAUCUGACAGAAUGGACAUCUAUAAGAAUUACGCAGACAAAUUGAUUGAGGCGGGACACGCUUAUAAGUGUUACUGUUCCAAGGAUAGACUUCUUAGUCUACGGGAAUCAGCCAUGCAAUUGAAGCCUCCCACUACGGUCACCUAUGAUAGAAAGUGCUUACACGAAACACCACAAGUAGUAGAAGAGUAUACGGUCAGAUUCCGCUCACCCGAUGUCUAUGAGCUGUUUCUGGACUUACUUCAUGGAAAUUUGAAUUUGCAGCCGCAGUACAACCAAACUGAUCGCAGAUACGAUGACUUUGUCAUUCUCAAGCUGGAUGGCUUGCCAACUUACCAUUUUGCAAAUGUAGUCGAUGACCACUUGAUGAAAAUUACUCAUGUUGUGAGAGGAGAGGAAUGGCUCACGUCAACCCCCAAGCAUGUGGCCUUGUAUAGAGCGUUUGGUUGGGAACCUCCUCAGUUCAUUCAUAUUCCUCUUUUGACUUCUUUGGAAGACAAGAAGCUUUCAAAGCGUCAAGGUGAUAUUGGCGUUCUGAGUAUGCAGAAACUCGGAAUUCUUCCUGAAGCUUUAACUAAUUUCUGUGCGUUGUUUGGUUGGUCUCCUCCUCGGCCCCAAAAGUUCAAGACCUCCAGCGAAAUUUUGACGUUGAGUCAAUUGGUGGAGAAGUUUUCGUUGGAUCAUUUGACGAAAGGUAAUGCCAAAGUGAACGACAAUAAAUUGUACUUCUUCAACAAGCACCAUUUGACUGCCAGAAUUGCUGAUCCCGAUACUUUAGCAGUAUUGAUUGAUGAAUACUACCCACAUUUUGUUGAGAUCGCUGGUGAUCUGUAUUCCAAAGAAUUUUUGACGAAAGCUGUUUCUGCGGUAGGUCCAAGUCUCACCACCAUCUACGAUUUUGAGAAUAUCCAUUCUUAUUUAUUCAAAGAUGUCAAUUACCUUGACUAUGAAAAGCCUCUGGAUAGCAUUUUCUCUGAUGUAUUGGUAGCAUUGCAGAACGCUGCUACCGAGCAAGAUCUAUUCCCUGUUGAUCGCGUAUUGGCUGAGGUCCCUAAAACGUCGAAGAAGGAAGUAUUUCAAGCCACAAGAUAUGCAUUGUCGGGAGGUGUGCCUGGUUUAACCAUACCCGUCUUGAUUGAUCUAAUUGGUGCGGACAAAUAUUUCGAAAGACUUAGUGCUGCUAUUGCAUUCUUACAAAAAUAG
Sungouiella intermedia is the source of this 1545-nucleotide messenger RNA. Lineage: Eukaryota; Fungi; Ascomycota; Pichiomycetes; Serinales; Metschnikowiaceae. The record is from the annotation of a GenBank genome assembly.